This is a messenger RNA of Colletotrichum destructivum, 766 nucleotides long. RefSeq lists its product as uncharacterized. The transcript is spliced from 2 exons. Lineage: Eukaryota; Fungi; Ascomycota; Sordariomycetes; Glomerellales; Glomerellaceae. The record is from RefSeq and is a predicted model, not a curated record. Bases 119 to 766 code for a protein of 215 amino acids.
AGCAACAACAGUUUCGCUGAUUAUGAAAAAACAAAUCACUUGUCGGCAAUCCAAAGUUUGUUAUAGGAGCCUGUUUAACAAUACAUUCGCUCAACCCUAAUACCUGCGUCGCUUCGCCAUGAGGCUUCUUUUCAUCUUUGCCCUCUGGGCAACCUUUCUACAGCAGCUAAUUACAUGCAACGACUUCACCGGAUACAGAUUCGAAGAAGACUAUUGGAGAGAAAUAGCAACGGAUGCAUGGCAUGUCUAUUACAAAGACUACAGAAAUGGCGAAUGGCCAGUAGUGGUGGCCGAGGUCAGCAGAUGGCCCAGCACUCUCACCGUUUUACAAGAAGUAGAGCAAAGCCACUGGGACCGUAACGGGGACAAAGCACUCACACUCGACGAAAUUCUUGCGAAAUUAUGGGACUGGAAAGGUAACAAAUCGCCGCCUUCAAAGCUCUAUUAUAAGGAUGCCAAUCGUAAAGGCAUCAUUGAAGCAGCUACUACUGCACGGGAGCUACGAAACAAGAAGAAAUCAUCCUUUGAGAUUAGGCCAGAACACAAAGAGGCAUGGAAGGUUAUGAUGAAAAGCAGAUAUGGGGAGGUUGCCUAUGAUCUUGCCCAACAUUACGGCAUACAUGUUUCGUCAAUCUCAUUUGAAAGGAAAGAGUAUGAAAGUUUUGAGGACAUUACCUUUUACUUUAAGGAGAAGUGUACAUCCUGCGGGGGUGAACAUACCCCAGGAAAAAAAGGCGGCAAAAAAGGCGGCAAAAAAGGCGCCUAA